Ectocarpus sp. CCAP 1310/34 is the source of this 1967-nucleotide messenger RNA. The record is from the annotation of a GenBank genome assembly. Lineage: Eukaryota; Phaeophyceae; Ectocarpales; Ectocarpaceae.
GUCAGUGCUGUGGACUGUAUGCGUCUCCCAACAACGCUGCUGGCUAAGGAAGGGACGAUGCCGAACCUACGUGCUACGAAGCUGUACACGAUGGAUCAGAUACGGAACUCUCCCUCCAGAAAAGACGGCGUCUCCGAGGCCUUGGAGAAUGACUAUCGGCGAACGACGGGGCUCUUUAUCAAGGCGGCCGGGAAGGAGCUUGAGCUGCCGGUCGACGCGGUAGCGACGGCGCUGGUCUUCUUCCACAAGUUCUUCAUGCUGCACUCUUUCCAGAAACACGAGCGCUUCUUCGUGGGAUCGGCGUGUCUCUUCCUGGCCGCCAAGGUGGAGGAGAGCUCGAAACGAGUGGAGCAGGUGAUGAGCAAGAGCUGGAAAGUCUGGAAUGGCGGCAGAGACCCCCCCUCCGAAAACGAGAAGUCCUUCAAGAGACUGAGGGAGAAGAUUCUUAUCGCGGAACGCUGCGUUCUCCACACGCUCGGCUUUCAACUCACCGUGGAGCACCCGUACUCGGUGGUCAUGUCUCUGCUGAAGAAGCUCUUUACGAUGGGCAAGGGCGCCGACGGGGGGAAAGGGGCCGACAAGGCUCUCAACCGACAGCUCAGCCAGGCGGCAACCAGCUUCGUGAACGACAGCCUGCUGACCACGCUGUGCCUUCAGUACCGGCCGAAGCAGGUGGCAGCGGCGGUUGUCUACCUGUCGUACUUGUACAUGGGCCUGCCCCGGGUAGAUACGACGCUCCUGGAGGCUGACGUCACGGUGGUCGCAAACAUUUGCGACAUCAUCCUGUCCCUCUACGACGAACGCGGCGCCGGGCACGCCACGGUCGUCGUCACCGAUCUUCGCGACAAGCUCAAGCAGCGGAUUAUGAAGAACACCACGGCCGCCGCCGGCUCUGACGCCGCCGGCUCCGGCUCCACGGCCGUCAGCCCUCCGCCCGCGAGCGCAACGAUUACAACGGCUUCACCGCGACCGACGCCGUCUUCACCUCGGCCAACGACGUCCUCCUCAUCUUCCAGGGCCACGCGAGAUCACGCGUCGUCGCCGUCGUUACCGCUUGGCAGCAACAACAGCAGCAGUAGCAACAACAUCGCGGCCAGUCUGGUUGACGGUGGCGGUGUGGACAAAAGGGGCAGCAGUGGUGUCGGGGGAGGGAGUGGUAGCAGCGAUGGUGGGCAAGGGAGGGGGGUAGCAGGUCGGGCUGUAGAGGACAGCAGGCGACAUCAUCACACCCACAAUCGCCGGGACCCCCGGAACUCGCCGUCGAAAGCAGUGGUAAACCCUUCCGCGAAGAGGAAGAGUGGGGAUGGCGACGCGGAUUUGGGAGACGCGGGGAGGAGCGGAAGCGCGGCGGGGGCGGGGGCGGGGGCGGGGGCGGGGGCGGUUGAUUUCAAGCGACGAAAGUCGUCGGCGUCGUCAUUUACGUAGCGGGUGUGCAGCGUUUUAAGAAAGCCUGAAGGGGAGGUAUGCCUGUUGCCGCACCCGCGUGUGCAGACCUCAACUUCAUGCCUCCGACAGUCACGCCCAUGGCACGGAAGCAACAAGAACCACGACAUAUGUUUAUUUCGGGAGCAUUGUCCGUGUCUUCGCGAGAAUCAUCUCUUCGCGAGAAUCACCGAGCAGCUUUCUUGUGGUCCUGGUGGUGUACAGUUGGGGUAGAGAGACGUUGAGGGUUCGACUGAGAAUGUGUACAGGUUGGUAGAGCAUAGCGUUUUGGUGUGUGAAUUUCACGGGUGUUGUAACAAAGUUCCGAAGCAAAAUUCCCGGGAUUGUGAGCAGUUCGGGAGGCAUGGCUAGGCAGAAUCCUUGAUCGAGCAGUCGUUUCUACAUGGGAAGGCAGACAGGAAAAAAUGUGUCGCAACACUCGUGAACUGCUGUUUGACGGUGUACAGUGUGCUCUGUGUUCACUCACGACGUCGUUGUUGUUUUGGGACGAUCCUGCCGCCCUUGGUAGUCAAUCAAUGUAAAUG